AGUCGCCGGCUGUCAUGGACGGUGAGCGGCAUGACACUUAUAUUGGAAGGACAGACAGCAAACGCAGUCAUUGAAAUGUUUAUCAGCGCACCACAAUUAUCACAACUCAUCUGAGGGGGUAAUUUCUCAAGAGUACACUCGGAAAAACUAGAGGAAUCUUCCGGAAAUUGGAGACAGAUCUUUGGAAACAGACAGUCCUUGUGUGGAUCAACCAUCAUCAUCAUCAUGGUGUUGAUGAAGAGUUACUGUGAAGUAGGAGUCUCCAUGCAGACGGUCUGGGUGGAGGGUGGCCUGACCCUCUGCUUCUAUUUCACACUGGUGCCCUCCGUCCUCCUCGCCCUCUCCUUCCUCUUCGGCACCUUUUUGUGCAUCUGUUACAGCCGCAACGGCACGGACAUGGAGCCCAAAUUCAUCCCUCGCUCUCGGCUCUACCGACUCCAGGUGUGCCUGUCGGUGCUGCUCAUCCUGCAGGCCUUGUGCUGGAUGGUGUUUCGGAUUGCCGAGGGUGGUGAGGUCCCGGGAUAUGUGGUGCUCUGUGGGUGUCUCUCCAUGCUGGGCUGGAUUUGGGCCGUAGCUCUGCUGCGUUUGGAGAGGAAGAGGGUUCUGGUUCGGGAUAGAACCAGAGGCCACAGUGCGGUUCUGCUGCUCUAUUGGGCCAUAGCUUUUGCAUCUGAAAAUCUGGCGUUUAUAUCGUGGAUGAGCCCACAGUGGUGGUGGGCUUUGGAGACGUCUAAUCAACAGAUAGAGUUUGCGUUCUGGCUGGUGCGGUACUUCAGCUCAGGUUUGCUCUUCCUGUUAGGCCUAAAGGCUCCAGGGUUGCCACGGCGACCGUACAUGCUUCUUGUCAAUGAGGAUGAGCGAGAUGUGGAGCAUGGCACACAGCCUCUCUUGGGUAAUUCUGCCGAGAAUCAGUCUACAUGGAAGGACUUUUGGAAGAAGGUGCGUCUUUUGGUGCCUUAUAUGUGGCCUAAAGGCAGCUUUCUGCUUCAGCUGCUGGUUGUGCUGUGUCUCGGCCUGCUGGGAGUGGAGCGUGCCAUCAAUGUGUUUGUGCCCAUCUUCUACAAGAACAUAGUGAACGAGCUAACAGACGGAAGCUCUUGGAAGACAUUGGCCACUACAGUUUGUAUUUACGUGCUGCUGAAGUUCCUGCAGGGAGGUGGAGCUGGUGCGUCUGGGUUUGUGAGUAACUUACGUUCGUUCCUUUGGAUUCGGGUGCAGCAGUUCACUAAUCGUGUGGUCCAGGUACGUCUCUUUGCUCACCUACACUCUCUGUCUCUACGCUGGCACCUGGGCCGCCGCACCGGAGACGUCCUCAGGAGCAUCGACAGAGGAACCUCCUCCAUCAAUAGCCUGCUCAGCUACAUUGUGUUCAGCAUCUUCCCCACCAUUGCUGAUAUUGUUAUCGCCAUUGUCUAUUUCAUUUCCAACUUCAACGCCUGGUUUGGCCUCAUAGUUUUCAUUUGCAUGGCCCUCUACCUCACUCUCACGAUCGUUAUCACGGAAUGGAGAACCAAAUACAGGCGAGAUAUGAACACACAAGAUAACAAUGCCAAAUCUAAAGCUGUGGACUCUUUAUUGAACUUUGAGACGGUGAAAUAUUAUAACGCAGAAAGCUAUGAAGUGAGUCGCUUUGAGGAUACCAUCUUAAAAUAUCAGGAAUCAGAGUGGAAGACCAAUGCUUCUCUGGCCCUCUUAAAUCAAACUCAAAAUCUCAUCAUUGGUUUAGGUCUGCUGGCUGGAUCUUUGCUGUGUGCCUACUUUGUGACAGAGGGCAAGUUUCAGGUUGGAGAUUAUGUGCUGUUUGGAACAUAUAUCAUUCAACUCUACACCCCACUCAACUGGUUUGGAACAUACUACAGAAUGAUCCAGAACUCUUUCAUUGACAUGGAAAGUAUGUUCGUGCUCUUCACUGAGGAAGAGGAGGUGAAGGAUGAUGUCAACGCAGGCAGCCUUUACUACAGGCAGGGAAAAGUAGAGUUUGAAAAUGUGUUCUUCAGCUACACGCAAGGCAAGGAGAUUCUAAAAGAUGUCUCUUUUACUGUACUCCCUGGCCAGACUGUAGCACUUGUUGGACAGUCAGGUUCUGGAAAGAGCACCAUCAUACGCCUGCUUUUCCGUUUUUACGAUGUUCAGGGCGGCUGUAUAAAGAUAGAUGGUCAAGACAUUUCAAAAGUGAAGCAGUCCUCUCUGCGUGCUCACAUUGGCGUCGUCCCUCAGGACACUGUCCUGUUUAAUGACAACAUUCGGGACAACAUCCGUUACGGUCGAGUUACUGCCACUGACCAGGAGGUGGAGGAAGCUGCCAUUGCUGCCGACAUCCAUGACAAAAUCAUAGCCUUCCCUGAAGGCUAUGACACUCCGGUGGGUGAGAGGGGUCUUAAGUUGAGUGGAGGAGAGAAGCAGAGAGUCGCCAUCGCUCGCACCAUCCUGAAAGCACCACAGAUCAUUCUACUCGAUGAGGCCACCUCUGCUCUAGACACACAGACAGAGCGAAACAUUCAGGCCUCACUGGCUAAAGUCUGUGCCAACAGAACAUCCAUUGUCGUGGCUCACAGAUUGUCGACCAUCAUUGGAGCUGACAUGAUUCUUGUUCUUAGAGAUGGACAGAUCGUGGAGAGAGGAAGGCACGAUGAGCUGUUGGCAAAGGGAGGGAUGUACUCUGACAUGUGGCUGAAACAACAGCAAGCGCAGGACUCUGAUUCGUCCUCUGACACUGAGACCAAGGACAGGAAAUCAGAGAAACUACAACCCCCAGCAUCCACUGCAGAACACAAGGGCCAUUGAAAAACACUAAACGUGCAAUGAGACAUGCAGACUGUUUUAGUUUUAAGUUAAACCAAUGCUGUUUUUUCAUUUUAGCAUCAUAUUUAUUUAAUAGCAGUUUUGUAUUAUUUUUGUAUCAGGGGCCAGUUCUUAAAAGUGGCAUAUCUUGUUAUAGGUUUAUUUCUAAGAUAUAUUAGUCCUUUGUUUUUAAUUAUUUUGUUUGACAUCCACUUGCGCUCGCCACUUAGUUCCCUUGCAUUAGGAUGGGUCUAAUUUAAAAUAUGGGUCAUUUGACAUUACAUCUAGAAGAUGAAUACAAUAGUGGGUUCAUUGGUAAUAUAUUGUGUUAUUUAUGAGGUUAAAAUACUUUGAAUUUUCCCAUAGAAUUUGUUUGCAUAGUAUGUGUGUGUGCAUUUGUGCAUGUGGCUGUACAAAACAUAAGUGCAUUCAUAAUGUAAAUGAAUUUAUAUGGCCUUUAAUGAGAAAAGACUGACUGGAUGUUAACGUGCAUUGUAUAAAACAAUGCUGUGACUAUUGUUUCUCCCUCCAGUACUAUAAUUUGAAGUACUACAUUGCUACGAGCAAAUUAAGACACUUCAGUAUGUUGAAUGCACAGUGGACUUGUUAUUUUAGCCUGUUAUUUGAGUAAAUCUUCUGAUUUGCCGUUCUUUAUAAGGGAAAGUAUGAAACUGCUGUUUGAAUAGGGUCUAAAGUGGCACACGUUGUAAUUUACCACACCUGACAUGUUUAUGUGCAAGUUUGACUAUCGAUUUAUUUUCAUAUUUUUUUAUUUGUCCUUUAAGCUGUAUGUUUCAAUAUAAUUUUUGUGCUGGAAGUAUCACAGUUUCAUAUGCAGCAACUAUAAUGUGGUACUUGUUGCUUGAUUUUUGUACUGUACAACAAUCAGUUAAUCUUUGGGGACAACGGACUAUAUGGGACUGACACUAAACUCAGGGGACAUGGUCGAAAUUAGCCAUUGGGAAGUGUUUUAGCGUACUAUUUUUUUAAAUACAUGUAGAUUUCUAGACUAAAAAUUCUGUAGUAAAUGAGAUUUUUUGUUUUUUAUUAUUCUGAUGUACAGAAUUUGCCUUAGGUAGGCUACACUAUAACAAUGGAUGGCAAAAGCAGUUUGUUUUUGUUUGUAAAGAUUGUCAUUGUAUUUUAUUGAACAAUAAAGCCAAAGAAGGCUUAUAUUUA
This is a messenger RNA of Myxocyprinus asiaticus (Chinese sucker), 3960 nucleotides long. RefSeq names its product ATP-binding cassette, sub-family B (MDR/TAP), member 6a (gene abcb6a). The transcript is spliced from 20 exons. Gene Ontology annotation, molecular function: ABC-type heme transporter activity; ATP hydrolysis activity; heme binding. Lineage: Eukaryota; Metazoa; Chordata; Actinopteri; Cypriniformes; Catostomidae. Bases 226 to 2784 code for a protein of 852 amino acids. The record is from RefSeq and is a predicted model, not a curated record. Gene Ontology annotation, cellular component: membrane. Gene Ontology annotation, biological process: transmembrane transport; heme transport.